This is a messenger RNA of Syzygium oleosum, 2652 nucleotides long. Its product is annotated as receptor-like serine/threonine-protein kinase SD1-8. Lineage: Eukaryota; Viridiplantae; Streptophyta; Magnoliopsida; Myrtales; Myrtaceae. The record is from RefSeq and is a predicted model, not a curated record. Gene Ontology annotation, biological process: protein phosphorylation. The coding region runs from base 82 to 2538 and encodes 818 amino acids. Gene Ontology annotation, molecular function: ATP binding; protein serine/threonine kinase activity. The transcript has 7 exons.
AUAAAUUAUACAUUCCAGUUUUCCAAACUCACGCAUCACCCAACUUUUCAGAGAACGUCUGACCAAAAAACUUUCCAGAAAAUGAGAUUCUUCUCUUCGAUGGCCGCAACAACUUUGCGUUCCCUCUCAAAGAAGUUAAGCAAGUCCUAUGUUUUUCUCAUGAUCUUCUUUAGCUGUUUGUUGCGGCUAUCCGAGGCAACCAACAUUCUCGUGCCUGGUCAGGACUUGACGGACAACAAGACGUUGGUCUCAUCCAAUGAAGUGUUUGAGCUAGGAUUCUUCCGGACUGGUCGGUCUUCCUCAAGCAACUACUACUUGGGCAUUUGGUUCAAGGAUGAUCCUCACAAGAAACCGGUCUGGGUUGCGAAUCGAGGAUACCCGCUUAUUGAUUCUUCUGGUGUUCUCUCCAUCAGGAAUGACGGGAACUUGGUGAUUUCUGAUAAAAGGCUGAUUCAGCAUAUAGUCAAUGAAGUAUCUACUAGUAAUAGCACAAGCGCCAUAUUGCUUGAUUCUGGCAAUUUUAUUCUGAUGGAAGGCGAUAGCACAGUUUGGGAAGGCUUUUACUAUCCAUCUGACACAUUCCUACCCGGGAUGAAACUUGGGUUUUUGGAUACAGGCACUGGUAAAAUGAGGAACCAGUUCCUUGUUUCGUGGCAGAGUCCAUCUGUUCUCUCCAUCGGUUCCUUCGUUCUUGCUCUACUAGAAAAGGAUAAGACCCAACUUGGAGUGUGGCACCGCGACGAGGUUUUUCGACUGAUCGGGUACUAUGAUGGUCAGAGAUUCAGGUUCUUGUUCAACAGCUCACUCAAUGACUACAAUUUCACUUUUGUGUCUAGCAUUACUGAGACUUACUUAACUUUUGCUACUAAGGGAAAUGAUACUUUUUCCUGGUUCGUUAUAUCCCCAACAGGGGAAAUUCAGGCUUUCUCAAAGAUUGGGAAGGAAAUAUCGGUAGUGUAUAGUACGAUAUGCACAAAUACUUCGUCUAACAAUGCGGCCAACUGUUAUAUCGAGAAGCUGCCCUUAUGUGCAGAUGGUAAUAACUUCUCAAGGAUAGAAGGGCCGAUGCCAAAUCCUAGUGCUUUCAAUGAAUCCGAUGGUCUGGGCAUUAGUGACUGCGAAAUAAUGUGCCGGAGUAAUUGCUCCUGCACUGCUUUCAAUUCGUAUCAUGAUGACGGCACUGGAUGUCAGUUUUACUAUGAAAAUAUAGAGUUCACUGCAGGUGAAACCGGCCAACGGAACACCACCAUGUUUGUUCGUGGGAAUUUCACUGAAACAGCUUACCGACUUCCAAGGAAUUCCGGUCCUUGGAAAAAGAGGCUUCUCUGGCUGAUAACAAUUAUUUCCCUAGUUGUACUCGCCAUUUCAGCUUCUGUUGUUAUCUUAAGAUGGAAAAGUCACACUUGCAUAGCAGCAUGGAAUGAGAGAGGAACAAACACGAAAAGGAGCUUGGAGUUGUUCCUGAUCCUACUGGGGUCUGAUGUCUGGGUGGAAAAUCGAGACGGCCGCACUAGUAAACUCAAAUCUCUCAGAAAGAGAGAUCAUGAGCUACCGAUUCUCAGCUUUUCUUGUGUGUCAGUGGCCACGAAUAAUUUUUCUCCAGCAAAUGAACUAGGCAAGGGUGGUUUUGGGCCUGUUUAUAAGGGUUUGUUAUUGGGGCAUGAAAUUGCUGUGAAGCGACUUUCUAGGAAGUCCGGGCAAGGGAUAGAGGAGUUCAAGAAUGAGGUUCAGUUAGUCUCGAAGCUCCAGCACAGGAAUCUUGUCAGGUUGCUGGAUUGUUGCAUCGAGAGAGAAGAAAAAAUCUUAAUCUAUGAGUACAUGGCUAACAAAAGCUUGGAUUCCUUUCUUUUCAAUCCUCACAAGAAGCCGCUUCUGGAAUGGAAGAGACGUGUGUUAAUCAUCGAAGGAAUAGCUCAAGGACUUCUUUAUCUGCACCAGUAUUCUAGAUUAAGGAUCAUCCAUCGCGAUCUGAAGACUAGCAACAUUUUGUUGGAUAAAGACAUGCACCCUAAAAUAUCUGACUUUGGGAUGGCGAGAAUUUUCGGAGAGAAUCAAGUGCGGGAGAAGACCACUAGGGUUGUCGGGAAAUACGGUUAUAUGUCUCCAGAGUCUGCUGUGCAUGGCCUUUUCCCUACGAAGUCUGAUGUAUUCAGCUUUGGAGUGAUUAUGCUGGAGAUCAUUAGUGGUAGAAAGAACACAACCUUCACUCAUUUGGAUCGCUCUCUAAACCUGCUAGGAUAUGCUUGGGAAUUGUGGAAAUCUGGGCACGGAGUUGAGGUAAUGGACCUUGUAUCAGCUGAUCCGUCUUCCAUAAGAGAAUUUUCUCUGUUUCUACACAUUUCGCUGUUGUGCGUACAAGAGUGUCCAGAAGAUAGACCAAACAUGUCAGAUGUUGUUUCCAUGCUAAGUAACGAGAGUUCCAAUCUGCCUUCACCGAAACAGGCAGCAUUUUCUUCACAUGUAGGGUAUCAUGGUUCACAAGAGCACCAUGGUUGCUUGUCAAUCGAGAUAACCUAUUCCACGGUGGAAGCAAGGUAGCAGUCGAAUUCAAAGAUAAAUUCUUGUUGUACAGAAAAUUCAUUGUCAUGUAAUUGUUUAUAGAGCACCAUCAUUCAGCUAAUUGUUCCAAUAUUUUUUCUGUUCCAAUUUUCA